This is a messenger RNA of Salvia splendens (bonfire salvia), 1721 nucleotides long. RefSeq names its product heat stress transcription factor A-4a. The record is from RefSeq and is a predicted model, not a curated record. Gene Ontology annotation, biological process: regulation of transcription by RNA polymerase II; cellular response to heat. Gene Ontology annotation, cellular component: nucleus. Lineage: Eukaryota; Viridiplantae; Streptophyta; Magnoliopsida; Lamiales; Lamiaceae. The transcript has 2 exons. Gene Ontology annotation, molecular function: RNA polymerase II cis-regulatory region sequence-specific DNA binding; DNA-binding transcription factor activity. The coding region runs from base 341 to 1498 and encodes 385 amino acids.
GUCUGCACUUCUUUUUCCCCUGCAUUGAUUAUGCUCCAAAUCGUCAAAAUUUCAAAAUUUUGACCAUCGCAUCACUCUGUUUUUCCUUGUGUAUUUAUCCUUCUCACCUCUCUGCUUUUCUUUCUUUUCCACCAAGAAUCCCGUGUCUCCCAAUUUUCCCCUCUUUUCUUGAUUUUGUCAUCCCUAAUUUUGCAAUUUGGAGCAUAAUAAGUGUGAUUUGAAAAGUAAAAAUCCUUUCUUUGCUGCUUUUGUUUAUGAUUUCAGCUUGAUUUUAGUUGUAGAGUGUUUUAGAAUAGUGAGGGUUUUGGGGUUCUGUUUUGUAAUUGUAUGUGAAGUGUAAAUGGAAGGAACAAAUGGAAGCUCUGGUUCACCAGCACCAUUUCUGUUGAAAACAUAUGAAAUGGUGGAUGAUUCUCUGACUAAUGCAGUUGUGUCUUGGAGUAGAACAAGCCAUAGUUUUGUGGUUUGGAAUCCACCUGAGUUUGCUAGGGAUUUGUUGCCUAAGUAUUUCAAGCACAACAAUUUUUCCAGCUUUGUCAGACAACUCAAUACUUAUGGCUUUAGAAAGGUCGAUCCGGAUCAGUGGGAGUUCGCGAACGAGGAGUUUAUCCGGGGACAAAGGCAUCUAUUAAAGAACAUCCACAGGCGAAAACCCGUCCACAGCCACUCAGGCAAUGGGAAUGCAGCGCCAGUAACUGACUCGGAGAGAGAGGAGUUUGAGAAGGAGAUUGAGAAGCUGAAGCAAGAGAGAGUCUCCCUCGAGACAGAGGUGGAGAGGUACAGAGAGGAGAAUCGAGGCUACGAGCACGACCUGAGAUCACUGGGGCAGACAUUGCACACCAUUGACCAAAGGCAGCGGCAGCUGUUGGAUAACUUGGCUCUUCUCCUGCAGAGCCCGAAUCCAAUGGACCAGUCCAAAUCCCCGAACAAGAAGAGACGGAUGCUGGCUCUGCACUACUUCAAAGACGAAGCCAUGUUAAUCGAAGACAAUCCCAGCCCUUCAUCUCUCCCACUGUUGGACAUGAAGCAAGUUGAGAAGCUCGACUCGUCUCUAACUUUCUGGGAGAAAUUCGUUCGUGGGAUCGACCAAAUCCCCACAGAUCCCCCGUCCUCGCCUAUGGAGUCUGACAUCAAUGUCAUUAUCCCGGGAUCCCCUUGCUCUGCAUCCUCAGCUUACAUUGAAAGCCCUGCAAUAUCAUCCAUCCGAAUCGAUCCUGCCUCGAGGCCAUCAAGAGUCGACAUCAACAUAAGUCCGGCCAAAAGCCCGGAUGCUAGAUCAGCUGAAGCUCAACUUGGGAGCAACACUUUUCAGUCUGUGCCGGCUAAUGAUGUGUUCUGGCAACAGUUUCUGACGGAGGCUCCCGUGCAGCCGGAGCGAAUAGAGUUGUAUGAUAGGACGACGGAUCCUAGUAGAUUCGCGGAUGAACACAAGCCUUGGUGGAUCGUGGAUGGCCUUAACCAGCACAUGAGACAUCUCACCGAAGCUGAGAGGAUCUGACGCCGUUCUUUUCGCAGUCUGCUUCGUCUUCGAAGAUGCUGUGAUGGUAUAUAUAUUAGAUGAUUCAUGUUGUUUUCUUGUCCUAGAUUUUACAUGUUUUCCUUUUUUUGCUUUGUGUAUCAUUAGACUGCGUAUAUAUAUAUAUAGAUAUAUAUAUAUAUACAGAGAGGUCUGAUCAAAUACAAAUCCCUAUCUAUAAUACAAACUGCAAACUUUGAUCUUA